This is a messenger RNA of Tinamus guttatus (white-throated tinamou), 324 nucleotides long. Lineage: Eukaryota; Metazoa; Chordata; Aves; Tinamiformes; Tinamidae. The record is from RefSeq and is a predicted model, not a curated record.
AUGAGGACCUUCCUUUUUUCCCUUGUUAUUUGGGCAGUUAGUUUCUCGGAUGCCCCUACCAAGAUUCUGACCAAUGGAGUCCUUGUGGUUCAUCCUUGCUUGUCUCUGCAGGGCACUCUCAAAAGAGAGGAAAAAUCAAAAGAGAAGCAGCAAGGGAGCUGUGAGGUCAAGCUGUCUGUUCCAGGGGCAUAUGAGAAAGAGCUGCAUAUCCCUUGGGGACCUGACUGUGAGCAGGAUGAUGGAACCUCAUUUGUCUUUCAUGUGGACAAAGAAAUGCAUCCAGAAUUGCAAGUGGAGCUGGAGCAAACCAUAUCUGUCCUACAG